Mobula hypostoma (lesser devil ray) is the source of this 2160-nucleotide messenger RNA. It is a transcript of the gene ptpn5, whose product is annotated as protein tyrosine phosphatase non-receptor type 5. The record is from RefSeq and is a predicted model, not a curated record. Gene Ontology annotation, biological process: peptidyl-tyrosine dephosphorylation; signal transduction. Bases 164 to 1702 code for a protein of 512 amino acids. Gene Ontology annotation, cellular component: cytosol; plasma membrane; cell junction. NCBI's taxonomy places the organism in Eukaryota, Metazoa, Chordata, Chondrichthyes, Myliobatiformes, Myliobatidae. The transcript is spliced from 12 exons. Gene Ontology annotation, molecular function: protein tyrosine phosphatase activity; protein kinase binding.
CACAGUCAGCCACGUGUGCUCAGAAGAGAGUGGUCCAGUAUAAAUGGAUGACAGAGUUCGCAUGUGUAGUCGGUGAUUAACCCUGUUCAACAUGAGGUAAAGCAGGUCGCCCGGCCAACUUCUGCAAAUGGUCCUCCUGAAGCACGGCUAGAAAAGAAGGCUGAUGAGGGCUCAGAGUCACUGCAGCCCCCAGGAAGAAGUAAUGGACAACCCAGAAAAAUCCCAGAGUUCCUUGCAGCUUAGAAAGGAAAAUCGGUGGAGUUGGAUGAGGAGAGUCUGCCUGAGAGUGAGCUUCACUGUUCUCUUCUGUGUAAUGUUCCAGAUUCUGGGUCUUUUGUCUCUUCAGCAAGUACUGUGGGAUGCAGGGAGCUGUUGUCCUCUCUUGGCAACAGCUAUACUGGGAACUGUGCUGACAGGCUCUGGGAUCCUCUAUUGUCUUAAAACAGUUGUCCGACAGUUCUCAACAGAGGCAAGACGGCAGUCGAUGAGCCGGCAGCCCUCCUUCACCUAUUUUGAAUGGCCUGAAGAGACAACAGAUGAAAUCCCUGACCCAGAGUUCAAAGAUCUUGAUCUAGAAGAUAUUGAGGGCCAAGUCUUUUACCAGCCCGAGGAGCAGGAACAGGUAGAGAAUCAGGUUCAGGUUCAAACCCUUGAGGGCUCCACAGAUCUGGUGUCAGAGUCAGUGGAUCAGUCAACACUUGCUGUUAAACCGGUGGGACUUCAGGAGAGGAGAGGCUCAAAUGUAUCACUGACCCUUGACAUGUGUACACCAGGAAGUGAAGACGCUGAUGGAGUGCUGUUGUCGCCCAGGGAACAGUCAGCUCGGGAGUACUUGCAAACAGCAUCCAACCUACUCACUUCACAGAAACUGCAUGAGCGAGCCAUGGACUCUUUCACACUUCAGAGAGAGUUCCUGGAAAUACCAAUGAAUUUUGUUGAUCCAAAUGAAUUUGAUAUUCCAGGCUUUGGAUUGAAGAAUCGUUACAAGACUAUCCUACCAAAUCCCCACAGCAGAGUGUGCCUUACUAUUAAAUCAUCAGAGGAUCCACUUAGUUCAUAUAUUAAUGCUAACUAUAUUAGGGGCUAUGGAGGGGAGGAAAAGGUGUACAUUGCUACUCAGGGACCAAUUGUGAACACCGUGUCGGAUUUCUGGACAAUGAUUUGGCAGGAAAGGUCAACCAUUGUUGUCAUGAUCACAAACCUGGAAGAGAAGAAUGAGAAAUGUACAGUGUAUUGGCCUGAGUAUCAAGCCAAUUAUCAAGGAAUCGAAGUCAUUGUCAACAACGUCCUACAUGCAGAUGAUUACAGUUUGAGAAACAUCACCCUGAAGGAUGGUUUUGAGGAACGACAUUUAAAGCACUACUGGUACACAUCCUGGCCAGAUCAGAAGACACCAGACAAUGCUCGACCACUUUUACAACUAGUGCAAGAAGUGGAAGAAGCCAGAAUGCAAGCAAAGAAGGACAACAGUGGACCAGUUAUAGUCCACUGCAGUGCGGGCAUAGGGAGAACAGGUUGUUUCAUUGCCACCAGCAUCUGUUACCGAGAGCUCAAGUAUGCUGGCAUGGUUGAUGUACUGAGGACAACUUGUCAGCUCAGGAUAGACAGGGGAGGUAUGAUCCAGACAUGUGAACAGUAUCAGUUUGUGCACCAUGCCCUGAGCUUGUGUGAAAGACAGUUAUCCCAACAAGCAGAAGAAUGAGUGACAGGGAUCCAGCCGUGGACCAAAGUGACAGAAACAGUCUUGUUGACUAUUUUAUAAUCAUAGUUUUACGUUAUUCAUCAGACAAAUGAUGCUGAUGUGUACAUGUGUGUGUGAGUAUGGUUCUCAACCAUAAUGUUUCUGUGUUGGCGAUCUUGACUUGCAAUACCCUAGCCUUCAUACGCUUAGAGAACAGUUUUACAGUUUAUCAAUUGUGCAGGAGUUAAGAGAUCAGAUACACUGGUACCUCACUUAGCUCUCAGAAUGUGUUGCGAGGAAUAGGAAUAAGAGGACAAAUAGAAUUUCUACUAAAAUGGACCAUUAUGGACCGUUCAUUUCUAAUUCAAAAUGUCGCUGUGCCAGAAAACUGGAGCAACCUCCACACUCCCUGCAUCCAGGUGCUGCUGUGCUUGGAAACUGACUGCUAGGAACUUGGAGUGAAUCCAGCAAUUAACCAA